CGUAUUCGACUACUGUACUAGUAUACUGUGCAUGCGAAUUCGAGCCCCACCCGAUCGCGAUAUGUGCACCGUACCGGUUGUGUUCUCUAGCGUUGGCAUUCGCUUUGGAAUUACUCUGCCUGGUUAGAUGUGGUGUUUAUUUCUAUAACGUCACUGGAAACAAUUUUCAAGGAAACGAAGGAGAUUCUUAAAGGCACUAUGGAGCAGGAACACAAAAUGAUGUGCAAUUUACUCCUAACACAAAAUGGAAGAACUUCUAGCAGACUUUAUGCACUUGUGAGCAUAUUUCUAUGUUUCGUCAUCUUUUUACAUCACCCAAACAGUGUGGAUGGGACAUUAGAGACAUACGCACCUGUCGAGUUCAUUAGCAAAGCAGAAGAUCCAAAAUUUGCCAAUUUAGCUGUGGAUGAAAGAACUGGUGAUAUGUACAUUGGAGCAGAAAACUCCUUAUUUCACCUCCAUUCAGACUUCAGUUUACAGGAAGAAGUAAAUACUGCGCCUGAUCCUGCAGAAUGCCAGGAUCCACAAACCCCCUGCAAGAACUACAACAGGAUUCUUGCUGUUGUACCAUCUCCCAUAGAAAAGCUUAUCACCUGUGGAAGCUUUUCACGCAGGUGUCAGUAUCGUCAGCUCGUGAACAUAUCAGAUUCUGUUGAGUAUGAAAGAAUAGUGAUCAAUGCAAAAACCCCGGCAGUGGCAGUUCUCCAUGAUGAUUACAUGUAUGUUGGAGUUAGUCCUGAGUUCCCUGCUCCUGCUAAUCAUCCUACCUACGUCACCCAAUUGCAUCUGGAUUCGCUAUCUUUGCGGGAAAGGCUCAAUAGUCAGCACGUUCGUGCAAGUCAGGCGGGGUUUUCAUUAAACUUCGUCAAUGGAUUUGAAUUUGAAGGGUUCACAUAUUUUGUCACCAAUCAGCAGCAAUUAAUUGAUGAGGAUCCACCUGCAGAUCACGAUUACAUAUCAAAGAUUAACAGAGUUUGCCAAGACGGCGACAGCUUUGAUUCAUUUACAGAAGUUCAGCUAACAUGUUCUUUAGCCAAUGGCAGAACCUACAACCUCAUUCAGGCCAUUGAAGUUUCUAUCCCUGGGAAUGAUCUUGGUGAAUCUUUCAAUAGCAGUGAUCCUCUUCUCUAUGCUGUUUUUGCUGAGUCUUCUGAGUUCACAGAUGAAGCUGCUGAUCCUGCUCACUCUGCGCUAUGUAUCUACAAGAUGUCUGAGUUACUUGCAAAGUUUAAAACUGCAGUGGAAGAUUGUACAAGUAAAGGAGAGGUUGAGGUCCAUGGAAUACGCCAUUUACAAUCCAGAUGCAACAAUAUUGCUCCACUGGACAUUGACCUGUGUAACGUGGUAUGGGCCAAGUAUGCCAGGGGAACCGAGCCACUUCAAGCUGAAGCUCUUAUCCCAUUUGAUGAGGUACUUGCCACUUCGAUCAGAACAGUGACUGUAGAAAACGAGACAGUGGCCCUCAUAGGUACAAGCACUGGAAAUCUUCUUAAGGUUCACAUCAGUGAUGCAACCCAUGCUAGGAUGUAUGAAGACGUGAAAGUAGGAGAUACCAGAGUGCAGCAGGAUACCUACUUCAAUGCCACUGAUGAUCAUCUUUAUCUCCUCACAGAACAAAAGCUUGUACGUUUGUCUGUGGUAAACUGCAGUCAGUACACAACCUGUGAGGGGUGCAUUGGAGAUAAUGGAGGGCAAGAUGGGGACCCAUACUGUGGAUGGUGCACAUUGGAAGCAAGGUGUACACGUUACCAGGAAUGUGAGAAAAAGGAGGUGCCCACCCGAUGGCUACCCUUUGAUUCAGAGCAGUGUAUCGACAUCUCAGACACAUCUUUGGGCUUUAGUGUCCCUAAGUCCACCCCGUCAAAACAGAUUGUCAUCUCUGUUAGUCAGCUACCACCCCUCUCCCAGGGCAGUGGUUAUGAAUGUCGCUUUAAUGAGUACACAUCCAGAGUUACAGACAUAGAUGGUAAUCAGAUCACAUGCCAAACCCCUCCUCAAGAUAUUAUCCCUGAGAUUGAAUCUGGACAAUCUGCUGUAACAGUUGCCUUGAGCAUCUACUCCAAUGAGACCAGAGUAGUCUUUGUCAAGAAGGACUUCAAUUUCUAUGAUUGCUCUCUCAUUUCAAGCUGUUCUACAUGCAUGAACAGCUCCUGGGCCUGUGAUUGGUGUAUCUAUGACAACAAGUGUACUCAUGACCAAGGGACAUGCCAGCAAGACGACGACGACACCAUCAUAUCUUCAAAUGAUGCCAAUGCAAUUGAGCAAUGUCCUGCCAUCAUCGCUCCUGAGCCAAGUCUACUCCUUUCAGUAGGAAUAGAGAAGAGCUUUCAAUUUGCCGCCAGGAAUCUUCCCUUUGAUGCUACCAAGGUUAUGGGAUAUGAGUGUGUGUUGGAGUACGAGGGGAGACAGCAUCCUACCAUAGCCACCGUUACUUCAUCCACACUAGUCACAUGUCAGAGUAAUAUGUAUACGUAUACCACCAACUCACCAAAUAUCAAGGCGAGCGUAUCUGUUCGGUGGAAUGGAUCAAAUGUUAUAGACGACGAUAACAUCACAGUGACGUUGUACAACUGUUCAGUGGACCGGGACAGCUGCAGUCGUUGCCUGUCUCCCGACUUCACUCACUCCGACCUGUCAUGUCAGUGGUGUGGAAGCACUUGCGCUGUGAUGAACAGCACCUUGUGCACUGCCCCAGGUGUUACGCCUGUCUUGCAGGGUUCAGGAGUAUGCGCUAAUCCAAGAAUCACCGAUAUUUCUCCAACAAGUGGACCAAUAGAAGGCAAGACGAUUGUGACAAUUUCCGGAACAGACAUUGGCCAGUCGGUUGAAGACCUGGUUAGUGUGACACUUGGUGAAUCCAAUUGCAAUUUUACAGACAUGAAGGAGUCAUACGACCCAGGAAGGAGUGUGAGUUGUAGAACAUCUGCAGGUCCUGUUGGACCGGCCAGUGCUGUAAUUGUCCUAUUGCUGAAUGGCGUAAGAGUGAAUGGAACAGGUGGGCUGAAAUUCAACUAUGAGGACCCCUCAAUCACCAGCAUCUUCCCGACAGAGGGCCUUGAGGCGGGUGGUACCCAAGUGACAGUGACUGGCCAGUUUCUCAAUACCGGUAGUUCUAUCUCUGCCAUGUUCGGGGAUUCCCCAUGCAUCUUCAAGAGUCCUCCCACAAGUAUGCAGGGAGUGUGUACCACCACCAGUGCAUCUCGACCUGACAUGGUCAAUCUUACCAUGGUCUUUGAUGGGGCAACCAGAUAUUCCCAACAGCUUUUCCACUUCUUGCCAAACCCUGAGAUCACCACACUCUCCACACUGAAGACCAUCAAGGCUGGAGGUUCGCGUAUUGAAGUUAGAGGAUCAGGUUUUGAUGUUAUUCAGUCCCCUGUCAUGAAAGCAACCUUCACUGGAGGGGAAUCUUCCCAAGAGUCUUGCAUGAAGAGGGAUGAUACCACCAUCAGCUGCACGUCUCCCACCCUCCCAGCGGGUGUCCUCCCCUACGUCCCAGUGAAUAGCAGGAAGAGAAGAGCCUCCAGUACCGAUCCACUGGCUUCUGCUACGCUCUCGUUCAUCCUGGAUGGAUACAACUUCACCUAUGGAGAGGACCUGGUCUACUACCCCAAUCCUGUGUACGAACGCUUCAGUGAUGAGGGUAACGUGCGCAAGUAUGAAGAGGACAUUAUCAUCGCGGGUAUGAAUCUGGAUUUGGCCAGCACCAAGGCUGACGUUGAGGUGAUGGUAGGAGACCAGAAUGGAACAGUCAGAUCUUUGGCUCAAGAAUUGCUCAUCUUCAGCCCGCCCAAGGUUAAACCAGGCUUAGGAACCAUGGAUAACAGCAGCAAAGGCAUGCCUCUUGUAGUGGUCAAGCAUGGCCACCUCGUCACCAGGAUCGGCUGGAUAGAUUACUCCGCUGUGACAAGCGGUAAUAUGAUGUUGAUCGUCAUCUUGAGUGGCGUGGGAUGUCUGAUCGUCAUCGUCGUGUUCAUCCUGGUGAUGUGCUAUGCGUCCUCUCGCAAGCGCUACAAGAACCAGCUUGAGCAGGUCAAGCUGGAGAUGACAGAGCUGGAGGAUGCUGUCAAGAAUGAGGCUACUAAAGCGUUCUUUGACAUCCAGCAAGACAUGUCUGGCAUCAAGGACCAGCUGCAAGACCUUGGUGGUAUGCCAUUCGUCACAGGUCAAGAUUACAUCAGGAACAUGCUCUUUGUAGGACUGGAUGUACAGCCCAUGAUUAUAGACCCACAGCGCCCCGAAGAAAACUUAACCAGAGCCAUGACGGACUUCUCCAAACUUCUCAUGAACAAGGACUUCCUUCUAGUCUUCAUUCGCUCUCUAGAUGAGGAUAAGAAGCUCGCCAUGAGAGACAGGAAUAACAUCGCUUCCCUUUUGACGGUCUGUAUGGUUCUUGAAGGCAAGCUGUCUUAUCUGUCCGAUGUGAUGCUAACCAUGAUGUCAGAGCAGAUCACUAAUGCUGCUGAUGUGGACAGAUACAGACAACUCUUCAGAAAUGUUGAAAGCAUUGUUGAGAAGAUUCUGGCCAACUGGAUGGCUCUCUGUAUGUACAAAUAUAUACAGAAACAUGUUGCCUAUCCCCUGUACAUGCUGUAUCAAGCCAUCAAGUUCCAGGUGGAGAAGGGUCCCAUCGAUAUCAUCACAGGCCACGCCCACUUCUCACUCAACUACGAGUACCUCUUGGAUGAGGAUGUCACGUUUGCUGAAGUGGGUCUUGAGGUUGAGAAUCAAGUACAGAAGGGAGAGACCAGCACGGUGAAGGUCCUGGAUGUAGAUACUAUCACACAGGUUAAGGAGAAGGUCCUGGAUGCUGUGUUCCUCAACAAGCCUCAGUCAGAGAGGAAAAUUGCAGCCGAAGUGGAUCUAGUGUUGAGGAGUGGCAAACUUGGCCAGCUGGUUCUGAGAGAUACUGAUAACACAACAGAGAAGCCAGAUGUCCCUAGAUGGGCUAAAGUCAAUACAAUCCAACAUUACAGGAUAACUGAUGGUGCCGUAGUAGGUCUAGUUUACAAGCAGGACAAUCCCAAUGCAAGUCUUGCUACUCCCCUGGAUGAGGAAACAGAAUUACUUGCCCCGAGUCCUGCAGCCAGUCCGAAGCGGUUCCCUGUAGCUCUGCAGAGGUUCAACACCAAUGUAGAGAGUGAUCUAGAAGAAGGGUUCCAAUUCUAUCAUAUAUCCAAUCUGUACGAAGACGAUGCAACGAAAAAGACGAUUGGUCGCAGAGGCAGAUCAUCUAGCAGCACAAGAAUCAAACAUAGGAAGAUUAGAGAGAUCUAUCUUAGGAGAUUAGUCUCAACAAAGAAAUCCAUCCAAACGUUUGUAGACGAGGCCUUGCAGGUGAUGUUAUCAGUUUCUAACGAGAGACCCCUCCCCAAGUCCCUCAAGUACCUGUUUGAUUUCCUAGAUCGUCAGGCUAGCAGACAUAACCUGAAAUCAGACACUGCUGAGCUCUGGAAGACUAGCUGUCUUCCGUUGAGAUUCUGGGUGACAGUCCUGAACCAUCCAUCGUACGUGUUUGACAUGAGCCAAACCAGGACUGUCGAUGCCUGUCUCAAUGUACUCACCCAGAUGCUGGACAAUGCCUGCAAGGGAAUCGUACCCAAGUACAACUUUGAGACAUCCCCUAGCCGUGUGCUGUAUGCCAGUGAACUGCCAGGCUACAUCGACAUGAUUCCAGAGUUCUACAAGGAGAUCAAAGAACAACCCAGAGUCAGGCAAGAGGAGGUGGAUGAGGAGUUUGCAGAUGUUUGUGAGACAUUCCAAGGAACAUUUAGUAAAAUUGGCACCCUACACCAACUCUAUGAGUAUGCUAGCAGAAGGAAUGACACGCUGAUAGAUGCUUUGGAAGAGGAUGAGCAAUGCCAGAGAGCCAACAUGGGAUACAAGCUGGAGCAGAUUGGACAGAUGUUAGCCCAGGGUCAAGACUAGAUGAACAGAGCUUACCCCCAGGGCCACCCCAGGGCCACCUCCAGAAGGGCCAAGAGCAGAUCAUCCAGAGAGAGCAAUACGACUGCCACAUUGAGGAUUGAUUGUGUAAUGCUAUAUGCUGAAUUCCAGGACACUGAUGGCGAGUGAAGCUGGAGCAAAAAGUAAGAUAAUGAUGUGGUUCCAGGUGAAUCGAUGUUGACAUCAUCACGGAGAUGCGUGUCAAUACGUGAAUCACCAGAAUACAACGGAUCAGUGUACUACUGCCUUGUGAAUUGAAAUUGAGAAAACCUUGUUCUUCUGUAAAACCAUUGAAAAAAACAAAAUGACUUGCCAAUCUUGUUCUUGUGACCAAAAAAUGUGUGCAGCAUUGUUGUCUUUGAUCAUCCCAGAAGUUGUGUCAUUGUCACCAGGUACCAAACUGUGUCCAUGCUUGGUGAUAACCCAGAGUGUUUGUAGUAAAAUGAUGUUGAAUUUGUAAGAUAUUGAUGGAUGCAGAAAUGAGUGGGGCCAGUGUAUUGCCACAGUCACGGGCUCUAGACUCUUAGUUAAGUAUUUUCUCUGUCGCAAAGAGAAUCUAGCUACCCACCUGUAUAUUGUCUCUAUGAUUCAGAUUCCAAGUACGCAUGUAUGUCUGGUUACAGUGGCUGAAUGUGUAUAUUGAUAAACAUGGGCAUGUCAUGUGACCAGCUGAUGAACAUGUUGCAGUCACCUGACAAAACAGGCAUGUCAUGUGACUAGCUGUCUCUCAAAUGAACUCAAAUAUACAGCACAGCUAAAAUGGUCAUUGUAUUAUAUGUAUACUUCUCUGUGGAGAAUUCAAUUAUUGUUACAAGAAUGAGUUUUUGUAAAAUAAUGUGUUUUGUGUAAAUGAUCCACCGUGAAAGUUUUAAUAUAGUUAGUGUCAGCGUUUUUUUUGUGCCUAAGAUUUCAGAGUUGGGUAUGGUGAAAGAGAAUUUCAAAGUGUGGAAGAAUUGUGAUUUUGACUAAUACGAAUGAACUAUAAAUUAUGAAUAUUCAUUGAGCUAGCCAUGUGAUAUGUAUAUUUAGCAGGUAGUUAUCUUAUUCUAUACAGUAGUAUACAUUCACAGGAUAUAAAUGUCUCCUAAAGUACAUCUUGUAGUUUUAAGGUGUCAUGAUGGCCUUUGCUCUGUAGACAUUCAGAUUUCUUUCUUCUUUCUGCCAGGUCUUAUUUACUUUCAAAAACUUUUCAUCACUUUCAAAGCAAAAUCAUAUGUACUUUUAUGCAUCGGCGAUAUCGGAUAUGUAACGUGUUUUUUCAGUUCCAUUGUCUUUUUACAAUAUAAUUUUUCAGAAAUAUAUAAUUUCUUUGACAUUUUUUAAAUUUCAUCAAGUGACAUGAACUGAAUCGAACGUACUGAGAUAAUUCAUUUUUUUCCUCUGAAAAUCAAGUGCUUGAAGGUAGUAUUUACAAAUUGCAGACACUCUGUAUGGUUCAGACCUGUCAUUUAGAAUCUUUAAAAAAAA
This is a messenger RNA of Strongylocentrotus purpuratus (purple sea urchin), 7413 nucleotides long. RefSeq names its product plexin-A2. Gene Ontology annotation, cellular component: semaphorin receptor complex. Gene Ontology annotation, biological process: regulation of GTPase activity; regulation of cell migration; regulation of cell shape. Bases 199 to 5928 code for a protein of 1909 amino acids. The transcript has 37 exons. The record is from RefSeq and is a predicted model, not a curated record. Lineage: Eukaryota; Metazoa; Echinodermata; Echinoidea; Camarodonta; Strongylocentrotidae. Gene Ontology annotation, molecular function: semaphorin receptor activity; protein binding.